Messenger RNA from Jatropha curcas, 570 nucleotides. The record is from RefSeq and is a predicted model, not a curated record. Lineage: Eukaryota; Viridiplantae; Streptophyta; Magnoliopsida; Malpighiales; Euphorbiaceae.
AUGGGCCUAUUAGUUCGAAAGAAAAGGGAGAGAAGGAGAGAUAGAUUGGAGGGAAAACAACCAGGUGAGAGGAAUAGGAAGAAGAUGGAGAAAUCGAGAGUUGGAAAAAGAAGAAGAGAGACAAAGAUAAGAGAAACAAAGGAGGAGAGAGAUAGAGCAAGUACUACUGCAUUCAGGUACAAGGUUGAGCAUCACCACUCUUCUCCUUAUCGCCCUCAGGCUAAUGGUUCAGUAGAAGCUGCGAAUAAGGAGAUUAAAAGAAUACUGUCGAAGAUGUGUGAAAGGUACAAAAGUUGGGCCGAGAAACUUCCUUUCACGCUCUGGGGACCUCGCACUACCUUCAAAUCAGUGAAUGGAGCUUCUCCUUUUGAACUUGAAUAUGGAAUGGAGGCAGUGUUACUGAUAGAGCUCGAAAAGAAGUCUCUCAGAGUUUUUGUGGAAGCUGGUCUGAUCGAGGAAGAAUGGGUCAAGAAAAGGUAUGAAGAUUUGGUGCUUUUAGAUGGAACAAGAUUGAAUGCUCGAUUCCUCCUUCAUUUCUAUGGAUUACUUUUUGAAUUCCAUGAACUUUGA